Messenger RNA from Phycodurus eques (leafy seadragon), 5983 nucleotides. RefSeq names its product AT-rich interactive domain-containing protein 3B-like. Bases 332 to 2182 code for a protein of 616 amino acids. Gene Ontology annotation, cellular component: nucleus. Lineage: Eukaryota; Metazoa; Chordata; Actinopteri; Syngnathiformes; Syngnathidae. Gene Ontology annotation, biological process: regulation of transcription by RNA polymerase II. Gene Ontology annotation, molecular function: DNA binding. The record is from RefSeq and is a predicted model, not a curated record. The transcript is spliced from 9 exons.
AGGGAGAGUGAGAUAGCUCGAGCUCGGUAUGCCAUAGGUUCAUUUUCAUCAUUGGAAACAAGGAAAAAGCCUCUGAGAAUUAAACCAAAAAGACGGGGGUGCGAAGGAAAGCUGUGUCCUAUUCAUAUUGAGUGGAAAGAGGUGAAAGAAGCGCGGGGGGGGGGGGGGGUAAUAGAGCUUUUAGCACCUUUCUGCUGGUGUGCGUCGCGCCGUACAUUGCUCACCUCCCUCCGCCGCUUCCGCCCUGGACGUGCGCGUUCUCGUAUGCUAGCGUGCGCGUGUGUUUACAAGUGAGUUUGAACGAGUGCCAGCAGCGAGGCAAGCAGGAGGCAUGGUGGACAACUCUGGCAGUAGUAAGGCGCAAAUGCCCAGCAUGUCUCAGGAGUCCGGUGUAGCCUUUCCUCAGAACACCUCGACAGGGGGGAUGAAGCUGGAGGCAGUGAUGGAGCAACUUCAGCGCCAGCAGCAAGCCCGGCUAGAGAUGGAGCGCAAGGAGAGGAAGCUGCGCGAGGCCCACAUCAUGUACGCCCAGCAGGUUGCCGCCCAGCAGGCCAUCCUGGCAGCCGCCCGGGCAUCUGGGCCCAACUUUAUGGGCAAGGGCCUGGCCGGAGCGGUGCCGCCUCCGCAACCUCCUCGCGUCUCCAAUCAGAGCAGUGUAGACUCUGAGAAAGAGGAUGACGAGGACCGGGGCCACGACUCGGCAGACGAGGACGACGACAACGAGAUGAUGGACGGCGACGAGCGCAGCGACGAAGAUGAGGAGGGUGGAGGCGGGGCCGGCGGCCUCGAGUUCCUCCGCAAGCAGACGCUGGCGCUGCAGCAGAGCGCCGCUCGCAUGCCGCCCGCCCGACCUUACAGCAGCUUUGUGGCGUCGGCCCCGCAGAGGGCACCGUCCCCGCCCAUCAGGGUCAAGCAGGAGCCCGACGAGGGCCUGUCGCCUGCUGGCGCUCACCCGGCCACCUCCCCCAACGGCCAGGCCGACUGGAGCUUUGAUGACCACUUCAGACAGAACGGAAGUGCAAGCUGGGCAGAUGAGACGGACAGUAGCAGAGGAAGAGGAGAAGCCUCGAGAGACUUUGCCAAGUUGUACGAGCUGGACAAUGACCCCAAAAGGAAGGAGUUCUUGGAUGAUCUCUUUACCUUCAUGCAGAAAAGAGGCACCCCGGUCAACCGUAUUCCCAUCAUGGCCAAGCAAGUGCUGGAUCUGUAUAUGCUCUACAAGCUGGUGACGGAGAAGGGAGGCCUGGUGGAGGUCAUCAACAAGAAGAUCUGGAGGGAGAUCACCAAGGGACUCAACUUGCCCACCUCCAUCACCAGCGCCGCUUUCACACUGCGCACACAGUACAUGAAGUAUUUGUACCCGUACGAGUGCGAGCGGAAGGGCCUGAGCUCCCCGGGCGAGCUUCAGGCCGCCAUCGACAGCAACCGGCGCGAGGGUCGGCGCCCCAGCUACAGCAACAGCCUCUUCCGCUUCUCGCCGUCGCCCAGCACCGCCCAUCCGCACAUCCUCUCCCCUCCCAAGAUGCACCUCUCCGCCAUUGGGCCCGGCACUUCUGCGGCCCUCAAUGGCCUGCAGGGCUCGCCUGGGUCCGUCCUGAAGAAAGAUGACCUGACUCCUUCCAUCAUGGCGGCCAGGCCCUCCAUGGCCCUGGCGCUGGGGCAGCAGCAGGUGGCGGGACUGGCGCGCGCUGCCACGCUGGAGCAGCUCAGAGAGAAGCUGGAGACCACUGGGGGCAGCGCGGGAGAGGGGCCCGAGAGGAAGAUGGCGCGUCUGGCCGAGGAGCAGCAGCGCCUCAUGCAGCAAGCCUUUCAGCACAACCUGCUGGCCAUGGCCUCGCAGAUGCCAAUGAACCUGCGCCUCGGGGCCCCCGCCAUCACCCCCAGAGAUGAGAAGCAGCAGGACAUGUCUCUGAGCAUCUCCACCAAUGGCAAUGCCAGCAUCACUGUCUCUGUGGAGGUCAAUGGCACAAUGUACUCAGGAACACUCUUCGCUCAGAAAGCCAGAGGCCUGCUGGGGCCCACAGUGUCGGCAGUGUCUGCCGCUACCUCGGCCUCCACCAGCGCUGGCUUUGGGUUCUCUGCACCCCUGAGACAGACCCUGAGCCCCACGUCCUCCUCCUCCUCCUCCUCCUCCUCCAAGGGCCCCGGUUCGGCCGAGCCGGCUCCCAACGGAUCACCCUAACCGGUCCCUCCCUCCUACCCCUAAAGAACCCCUCUCCCCCUAGGCCCCGCGGCCCAGCAUGAAUAUUCUGUACCGUGAGAAAGAUUACAGACUGUUGCACAACAAAUACCUCAUCAAGCCUGUCCACCUCUUGGCUGUCCAAUCGUGAACACAAAAGCCCAAAAAUAGAACAUGACAACACAACUAUGCAUUUUACACACACACACACACACACACACGCACGCACACAUACGCUAGACACAAUCAGCGCAGCCAAAUACCCAUUGACGGGUGUCAUCACAACUGAACUUGAAAAUCUUUUUUUUUUUCUUUAGUGUUUGUUGUUUUUUGUUGCCAUUUUGUCGUCUUUACUUUUGAUUUUGUGUUUUUAGAAUGAUUUUUUUUUUAUAUAUAUAUAUAUAUAUAACAUACCUCAAAUCACCCAACCUGCAGUGAUGUCUUUUUACCUCAGGAGCUUGACCAUAUUUAACCUCAAUUAUUAUUUUUCUAUGCUUCUCUUCUCUUUUUGAGUCAGCUAUUUUUUCCUCAAGAAGAUGAUGGGACGCCGUAGAUCGGCACAGGUUGAUUUAAAAAAAAAAAAGUGGGAAAUCUUUGACGGAACAGAUGAGACACUGUCCCCACCGCACCCCCACCCCCGCAUUGGACUAUCCUCAAAAAAUAAAAUGGCGUCCCUCUCUCAGGAAGUGGAGGGGAUCAAUCAAACAUGCCCCCCCCCCCCAAAAAAAAAAAAACAUGGAAGAAAAUACCUCAUGAGACUCUCCCGGGAGAGCAACACUACAUAUACCUCAUUGGGCGGCCAUGAUGGAAGAAGCCCCGAGCCGCUGCCACCACCUCCAAGAAGUGUGAACUGACAAAAUGGCCGCCACAGCUGCCUUACAACAUGCACACCUCAACUUUCCUUCACCCCCCCCUUCCUUCAGUUGUACCACUUUUUCACGAUGAGACCUCGGCUAGGCAUGUUGUUAAGGGGGGGUUUCUCAGGUAAGAUAUAAGGCGUGAACGCUCGAUGCAUGCGUACAAUCACAAAAACUGAUUUUUAGCAUCGGUAUGUUAUUGCACAGCUAGAUACCAAAAAAACAAAACAGAAAAGAGACAAAAUGGCCGCCUCACAGCCGUAGCAGACUUUCAUGUGGAACCCCACCAAAGGUGGGAUAUUGCCACAAGUGUGCGUGGGCUCAAACGGCAACACGGCCUCGCACAGCUACCCAUUUAGGUGACAUCAGUGUAGCAAGUGGCAUGACAUAGACAAUACUUGUGAAACAGUUGCUUUCAACAACAGGGCGGGAGAAGUGCGCGCCCGUUAUGGCAUUCCCGUAAACACACUUUUCACAAAGCAUCACGCCACCCUGCAAUUCCUUGGAUGGCGGCAGCAUCCAGUGCAACAUGAUAAAUAGUUGUGUGAUGGUGACAAAUGCUUUCAAUACCGUAGGCAGUGCAUAUCCAUUUUGGAAUUCCUGUUAACAUAAUUUCACACAGCAUGACGGCAUCCCGCAAUCGGAUAAUUGCAUAACGUCAGCUCUAGUGUUUGAUGUCACUUAUAAACUCCUUGUAGGACAACUGCUUUCAACACAACGGGGCGGGCGGGAUAAGUGCACAACCCUUUCUGCAUCCCCGUUUACACACAAGUGUCGUUACUACCCCAGUAGGCAAAAAGUUGUCGAGUCGAAUUACAGAACAUCACAGGCUGGGACGAGGAAGUUAGUGUCGCAUGUUAAACUUCUCAUCUGUCUCAACAUUUCAAAAUAUGCUUGAACAAAGAUGCUGUCCCGCCUCUGUUAUUGGCUCUGAUGCUACCUCCAAAGGUGCACAGAUGCUCGGUUUACUUUGGCUUACUUUCCAAACAUUCUGUGCUGGUGUCCUUUAUAGAGCUUUGCCGCAGUGGGAAAUAGUGGAAAAAAAUCAUCACGGUGAGAUUGUCAGGGGCUGCAUGGUGACCGACUGGUUAGCACAUCUGCCUCACAGUUCUGUGGACCCGGGUUCAAAUCCGCCCUCGCCUGUGUGGCGUUUGCAUGUUCUCCCCGUGCCUGUGUGGGUUUUCUCCGGGCACUCCGGUUUCCUCCCACAUCCCAAAAACAUGCGUGGUGGUAGGUUGAUUGAAGACUCUAAAUUGCCAGUAGGUGUGCAUGUGAGUGCGAAUGGUUGUUUGUUUCUAUGUGCCCUGCGAUUGGCUGGCGACCAGUUCAGGGUGUACCCUGCCUCUCGCCCGAUGAUAGCUGGGAUAGGCUCCAGCACGCCCCUGACCCUAGUGAGGAGAAGCGGUACAGAAAACGGAUGGAUGGAUGGAGAUUGUCAGGUGUGUCAGGUGUCGACUUUCACACAUUGCCUCUGUUACGGCUGUAAUACUACCUCUGAAUGUGUAAAUCUAGUAAAAAAAAAGUAGACUUUGCCUGCCUUUUAUACAAUACGGUGUCGCAGAAUUGGGAAUUCAUGAAAUAUGGGAUAGAAUCACGACAUCCCACAAUCAGAUGACAAUACAUUGUUGACAACAAGGCGGGAGAGGUGAGUGUCACGUGUGAAACUUCACACACCGAUUCUGAAGCUUCUGUGGACAUUUGCUGGGUUGAUUUUGUCCAACCAUUCUACAGAACAGUGGCGUAGUUAAAAAUAUAUAUAUAUAAAAAAUAAAGAGGGGGGGGGGGUAAAAUCUUAGCUUUAGUGUAAAAGGGAUACAGGUUUAUGGCAAGCUGUUUUAGCUUUUAUUUUCAGCACACUAGUUUUUAUUCAGAAUUCAGUGCACUCGUAGGAUAUCAAGUGCUCAAACAGCCUAAGCCAUUUUAGCAUUUACUCAUGAUCAUUCUUUUGUUCUCUUGUCUUACUAGUGAGGACAAAGAGCAUGCUAGUAAAUGGACUUUAAACUGGAUAUCAAGGCUAUCCAGUAAUUGCUCACUUACCAACAGUUUGGGAUCUGGAAUUCUCUCUUUUCUAGUGUCCACCUUGAGAAUGUGCCAGUGUGGCCUGCAGGGGGCAGCAUUGUCCUACAUACACUCUGUAAGUGUAUUGUACUACUAGUGACCAUUGUUAGACGUUGCCUUAAAAGUCUCUACCAAAUGAAUCAUUUUUCCAAGGUGGACAUCUUGCAGGUGUCGCAUUAGUUAGCUAUUCUUUUUUUCUUUGGACUUGGUUCUUUUCUCUGCUGAAUGGACCUCAUUGUAGUAACCAUGUGGAUCCUUUAGGGCGGCGCUAACUAAAAACCUUUUUGACCUAGAGAUGACUGUUUGUUGGUGUGUGUGUGUGUGUGUGUGUGUGUGUGUGUGUGUGUGUGUCUGUGUAAGCAAGUUCCAAUACUUAUGGUAUGUAACGUACUUUAGCAUUUUUAGAUUUUAUGCGGGUCCAGUUUUGGUUUGCUGACAAUCCUCCAAGAAGCCGCUAGCAUCUUCUUUCCCGCUUUCUGCGAUUUUGACGACAAACUUCCCGGUAGCUGACUUGCUGCAUGCUCAUGUUGAAAUGAGGUUAGCAUCAUUAACUUUCAUUCGCACCAUUUGGGCUACUGGGAGGCAUCAAUUUGGUGACAAGCCAACAUCCACUAUCUGAGAUUUCAACUAGCAACUCUUCCAGCAAGUGUAUACAUGUAUACAUGAUGUUAGCAUAAUUAGUGUUGGUACAUGUCCUGUUUGCUGACAAUCCUACAAAAACACCUAUUUUGCACAAUGUGGCAUUUGAACUCCCAACUCUUCCUGCUAGCUGAUGAGCUAGUUGGCAGUCUUCUAAAUGAUGUCUGCAUGAUCUAGUUCUGCUACACAUACAUAUAUUAGCAUAGCAUGCUACACAUACAUUAGCAUCAUUAGCAUUGGUGUACUUACA